Messenger RNA from Porites lobata, 501 nucleotides. Lineage: Eukaryota; Metazoa; Cnidaria; Anthozoa; Scleractinia; Poritidae. The record is from the annotation of a GenBank genome assembly.
AUGGGUACGAGAGAACAGAAAAAUAGAAAGAGGAAGGCUGCAGCUAAAUCUUGCCAGUCUCUCGAUACAUGGGUCAGUAAAGUACCCCGUCAAGAGCCACCAGACGCUGACAAUGACAGUGCAGUCUGCGAUGACAGCCCAGCUGAAACCACGACUUCAGAUCUAUCUCAGUUAACUCCAGUUUUACAGCGAGAUAUGGAAGGUAAAUCAUACUUAUUUGCGCUAUGUCCACCAGUCUUGAUCCCAUUAUUAUGCUCUGAGAUUUAGUCCCUAUUCCUCGAUAUGAAACAAACUCGCUUAAUAAAAAGCCAGUGAAGUAGUGCAAGUUCUUUAAGGCAGCUGCAUACAUAUAACAGGGUAUGCAUGGGCCAGGAAAGGGUGUCGUCCUUCGCACUAAUUCACAUACAUUAUCGAGUUAAAAUUGUUUUGGAUGAGGUGGUAAAUCUGUUUGCCACCAAACACCCACGGAGGCUGGAGCUCGGGACUAUUCUGAGGGACUAG